AUGUCUUCCUUGAGCAGCCUCACAACUUCAGCACUGCAUUACGUUUUAGUGGAUGCAAUAGGUGCAGCCGCAAGCACACAUGUAUCAAACGAGCUAGGAGCUGGAAACCCAAAGGCAGCUCGAGCAGCGGCUAAUGCUGCACUUUACCUUUGCGCUUUCGAUGCUUCUUUUGUGAGCAUCACUCUUCACAGCUAUCGAAAAUCUUGGGCGUAUAUCUUUAGCAAUGAGGAAGAAGUCGCUCACUAUGCAACAAAAAUUACAUUGAUUCUCUGCCUAUCAAUUUUUGUCAACAGCUUUACUGCCGUGCUCUCAGGGAUUGCGAGAGGAGUAGGGUGGCAGCAUAUAGCAGGAUAUGCAAGCAUAGGAUCAUAUUAUGUGGUUGGUAUACCGGUUGGUUCAGUAUUAUGUUUUGUUGCGAAGUUGAGAGGGAGAGGACUUUGGAUUGGUAUACUGAUAGGCAGCUGUUUUCAAACGAUGGUUCUUGCCCUUGUCACUUUUUUCACCAAUUGGGAGCAAGAGGCAACGAAGGCCAGGGAUAGAGUACUUGAGAUGUCACUUAUAGGAAACCAAGAAACAGAAAUCAUAAAAGAGGAUGCGCAAGUUUUACUAAGCGAUAUUUCAGAAAAUGUGUAACUCCAU
Eruca vesicaria subsp. sativa (arugula) is the source of this 639-nucleotide messenger RNA. NCBI's taxonomy places the organism in Eukaryota, Viridiplantae, Streptophyta, Magnoliopsida, Brassicales, Brassicaceae. The record is from the annotation of a GenBank genome assembly.